Messenger RNA from Lithohypha guttulata, 1509 nucleotides. RefSeq lists its product as uncharacterized. The transcript has a single exon. The record is from RefSeq and is a predicted model, not a curated record. Bases 1 to 1509 code for a protein of 502 amino acids. Gene Ontology annotation, molecular function: oxidoreductase activity, acting on the aldehyde or oxo group of donors, NAD or NADP as acceptor. NCBI's taxonomy places the organism in Eukaryota, Fungi, Ascomycota, Eurotiomycetes, Chaetothyriales, Trichomeriaceae.
AUGACCCACGACAAGACCUCAACUCAACUCAGUAACGGCGACACGUCUACGAGCAGCAGCGAAAAGAUUACCACAAUCUCACCGUCGACCAAUCAGCCCAUCCUGACCAGAGACUCUGCAACGUCGUCGCAGAUCGAGCAACUGCCUCAGAAAUCGCGAAAAGCAUACAUAUCCUUUCGAAAGUCUCAUCCGAAUCUCUCCUCCCGUAUCGAAAUCCUCAAUAAAUUCCUCGGCUUACUGUCUGAAAAGUGCGAUGUCCUUUCAGAAGAGCUUACUACCCAAAUGGGUAGACCCAUUGCAUAUACCCCAGUGGAGAUCAAGACCGCGAUCAAAAGGGCGCAAUACCUGAUCGAUAUUGCUCCUGAAGUGUUGUCAGAAGAGGUUUCCGUGCUGGGCAAAGUCGAGCCCAACUUCAAGCGAUACCUGCAGAGAUCUGAACCACUAGGUGUAAUUCUGGUUAUCUUUGCUUGGAAUUACCCAUACCUGAUCCUCGUCAACAGCUUGGUACCUGCGAUAUUGGCAGGCAAUGCAGUCAUUCUGAAGCCCAGUCCUCAGACACCUACCAUCGCCGAGCACGUAGUUGAGAUGCUAGAGGAGGCGGGUUUACCCAAGGACGUUGUUCAAUAUGUUCAUGCUGGCAAGGUCGAAGACUUGAAACCCUUGAUUCAGAGCCCCCAGGUUGACCAUAUUUGUUUUACAGGUUCUGUCGCUGGUGGUCAGGCUGUUCAACGCCUAGUGAUAGAAGGUGGCAGGGGCAUAAGAGUUGGCGUUGGUCUUGAGCUUGGAGGCAAGGACCCUGCAUAUGUCAGAGAAGACUUUGCUGGUGACCAAGCAGGAAUCAAGUGGGCCGCAGAAGAGAUUAUUGACGGCGCCAUUUUCAAUAGUGGUCAAAGUUGUUGCGCGAUCGAGCGCGUUUAUGUCCAUGAGAAAGUGUACGACGACUUUCUAGACGAGUGCAAGAAGGUCCUGGAAGGCUAUAAAGUGGGCAAUCCUUCCAACAAAGAUACACAGAUUGGACCAGUUGUGAGCAAGCGAGCAAAGGACACGAUCCUGAAGCAGGUCUCUGAUGCGGUCAAGGCUGGUGCGAAGGACGAAACACCAGCCAACAGCACUUUUUCCAACCUCGACCCCGCUGGUAACUAUGUCGCGCCUGUAUUGCUUUCGGGAGUCAAUCACGAGAUGGGUAUCAUGAUGGAUGAGACUUUCGGACCAGUGGUGCCGGUACAGAAAGUAUGUUCCGAUGAAGAGGCAAUCAGAUUGAUGAACGAUAGCCAAUUCGGACUGACAGCUUCAAUCUGGACAAAGGACGUGUCGAAAGGUGAAGAAUUAGUGCCAUCAGUUGAGGCAGGAACUGUGUUCGUUAAUCGAGCAGAUUAUCCCAGCCCUGAUCUUGCCUGGACGGGCUGGAAAGACAGUGGAAAGGGGGUCACCCUAAGUCGCUUCGGCUUCGAGCAAUUUGUCAAAGUCAAGAGCGUGCAUAUUAAGAACUAUCCUAACUCAACAGGCUGA